This is a messenger RNA of Lucilia cuprina (Australian sheep blowfly), 1167 nucleotides long. RefSeq lists its product as uncharacterized. NCBI's taxonomy places the organism in Eukaryota, Metazoa, Arthropoda, Insecta, Diptera, Calliphoridae. The record is from RefSeq and is a predicted model, not a curated record. The transcript is spliced from 3 exons. Bases 315 to 1142 code for a protein of 275 amino acids.
GAAUAUUUCAAUUCAAAUGAAUGCAAUAAACAAAAUGUUUUUACGUGUUUUAUUUUUUAUAUAAAAUUUUCAUGUAACUUAAAAGUACCUUAAUAUUUCUCUUAAUCAAAAAUUAAAUUUCAUAAGAAUAAUUCCAAAUGUAUUUAAAAAAAAAUAAUUAUAUGUAAACCAAGCCAGAUGUCAGACAGCUGACAAUAAAUUUCGGGUUUUUACCAAUAAUUUAUACUGUAUGUACAGUAGUAUGUAGUAGUAGUAAACAAAGAAAUUCAUAUCCUUUGUUAAAAGUUUAAGAACGAUAUAAAACAUAAGAUAAUAUGGACAAUUCAACAGUCAAGAUCUCAAGUAAUUGGUCCCAGAUUGGAGGAUGCCCAUUUUCUCAGGCCGCCAAAAUACAGGCUGCAGAUCCGGACAUUUUUGCAGGACCAUCAUUGGAUGUUUUAGUAGAUGAAGAAAAGUCUAUACUUUUAAACAAAGGUGAUUCUUCAGAAAACUGUGAACUAGAUGUAGAAAUAUUUCCACAUUAUAAGAUUCAGGCUGCUUCUUUUGUAUGUAAUGUUCCCAGGGUUGAAGUUUUCCUAAAUCCCGUAAAAGAAUAUUUGGAAACAAUUUAUGGAGUUGUUGUGGAUGAUUCAGAUGAUCAAUUUAAAAGUUAUCGGUAUGAUGUCCAAGUUGAAAAAUCGGGGGUGACCUAUUUAACACUGAAGUUUUUAACAGAUUUCUGUGAUGUUUGUAUAUUUGGCAUUAUGUUACAUACCGCCCCCAAUCCAAAUGGCAUAACAACCUUAUUACCGAAUACUGCUUGCAUAAACAUUGCGAACGUUCAAAAUAUGUUACAAAAUUCAACAAAGCAACCUGGUCCGACUUCAGAAAGGUGUAAACAGCUAUUAGAACUUAUGACAAAAGCAAAUCAGUCGAAUACGUUGACAUUGGAUCAGUUAAUGAAACAAAAAAUGAACAUUGACCAAAUUAAGACUGAUAAAAAUUCAGAAAAUGAUGAUAUUUUAAAUCAAUUAAAAUUGCACAUUGAUGAUCGUCUUCAACAAAUGGAACAACGCAUAAACAGAUAUUUGGAGCAUAUGGAAGAACGACAGAUGCAGAAGUUGGAUGUCAUACUAAAUACUUUACAGCAUACUAACAAAUAAACUAAUUGAUUUUUAAUAAAACUAA